Molecule: messenger RNA, 5017 nt
Organism: Larimichthys crocea (large yellow croaker)
Lineage: Eukaryota; Metazoa; Chordata; Actinopteri; Sciaenidae
Gene: sema3e
Product: sema domain, immunoglobulin domain (Ig), short basic domain, secreted, (semaphorin) 3E
Exons: 17
Coding region: 1100-3478 (792 amino acids)
Biological process (GO): neural crest cell migration; positive regulation of cell migration; axon guidance
Cellular component (GO): plasma membrane
Molecular function (GO): chemorepellent activity; semaphorin receptor binding
Source: RefSeq, a predicted model, not a curated record
GCAGCAUUUCUUAGAGAGGAGCCAGGAGGAGUAUUACAGAGCCUGCCUGGGAGACACAGCACACCUAAUCCAGCCGCCUGGGAGGGAGAGGGAGAUCUCAAGACAACGUAAAGGAAGGAGGAGGCGAUUUUUCAGCCCCUCAAGCUUAUACACACUUCCCCACGUUACCAACCACACACACAAGCUUUUCCUCAGACACACCAGACCAUGGCAGGUGGCCUCUGCCCAGAACAGUAGCUGUGGUAGGAGCCAUCUUAACUGACUCACUGAGGUUUUGAGCUGAGGUUUGGAUCCUCCCUGACUGUUCGAGCGUGAGCGGAGUUGGGAGCGAGAGCUUCACUUUCUUCCCCAGUGCAGAGAGACAGCACGCCAGGCACGAGGCUUCCCACUCCUCCCCUCUCCCACUCUGCCUUUUCCUGGGCUCCUGUCCAGAGAAUGACUGGCUCCAGUGGACCCAAGAGGAGGAACACUGCCUGAGGAUACAGUACAGCAGCUUCAGCCCUGCCUGCCUGCCUGCCUGCCUGCCUGCCUACUGGGACAGACAAAUGCACUGAGGUUUUACAAAUCAGCAGCUCCUUCACCUUUGUGGGAUUCACAGACUUUAUUUAUUAAUUUUUUUCUUCUGUCAUCAGAUCAGAAAGACUGGACCUGAGCUGGGCAUACAGACAGACAAACAAACAGACGGACUGACAUAUGGACAGAGAGCAGUGGGCACUGCGGCGUGAAUGUAGCAACUGGACUUCUCCUCUCCCUGGUUACUAAGACCAAACAAGGAUAAUAGCCAGAGCACUAUCCUGUCCACUGAGGUAGUGGGUGGAUGCAGCAUUCAGCAGACUGCUAUAGGGGAAAGCAGUGACUGUAUAGAACCUGCAGAGAUACAUCUAGAUGAUCAACACUGUGGUAAUAAUCAGGAAAAAGGACUGUUACCUCCGAGCAGACUUUUGUCAGAUUGUUAUGUCUGAGACUGUCUCUUAUUAAACAUUGUUUGCAGGGACUUGCAGGAGCAAAUUAUUAUCUUUCUUUUCAUGGACUUUGCUGCAAGUGUUGAGUGGACCUCUUCCAGGAUUUCUGUGUUGAUGAACGUGGAGUGUGUGUUUCAAUGAGGAUGGCAAAGUGCAUAAGGACUGUGUAUCUGACACUGAUGCUGCUGUAUCUUGUUCUGCUGGGAACGGCUCACGUAGCCCACAGCGUCUACCCGAGGAUACGGCUCUCCCACAAAGAGCUUUGGCAGCUGAACAGGACAUGGGUGUUCCAGGGACAUGGAGCGUCCCUUCAGCCCCAGACCAUGCUGCUGGAUGAGGGCCAUGAGAGGCUUUAUGUUGGGGCCAAGAAUACUCUGUUCUCACUUAGCCUGGACCGGGUUAAUGUACACCAGAAAGAGAUCCAGUGGGCCAGCACAGAAUCUCAGAUAGAAGAGUGUUUGAUGAAGGGGAGGGAAAAGGCGGAGUGUGCAAACUACAUCAAGGUCUUGCAACAGUACAACCAAACCCAUUUGCUAGCCUGUGGAACAGGGGCCUUUAACCCUGUUUGUGCCCUGGUCAGAGUGGGACACACAGGGAAGGACAGGCAGUUUGUUCUUGAAGGAGACAGUAUAAUGAGUGGCAGAGGACGCUGUCCAUACGAUCCCAACAGUCCCUGCACGUCUACGCUCUCCAGAGGACAGCUGUACAUUGGCCUAUACACAGACUACUGGGAGAAUGAUGGUGCUUUGUGUCGACUCAACAGCCAGACCUACACGCGCACUGAGAGAGACGACAGACAGCAACUCAAUGAACCCAAAUUUGUGGGAUCAGCAGUUAUUCCUGACAAUGAUGACACAGAUGAUGAUAAAGUUUACUUCUUCUUCACUGAGCGAGAGACGGAUGCUGAGGGAGGGAACAAAGCUGUAUAUACUCGCGUUGGCCGAGUCUGUGCGAAUGACCAAGGAGGACAGAGAAUGCUGGUGAAUAGAUGGAGCUCUUACCUGAAAACCCGUCUUAUCUGCUCUGUGGCUGGACCAAAUGGCAUUGAUACACACUUUGAUGAUCUCGAGGAUGUAUUUGUGCUCAAGAACAAGGAUGGAAAAAACCCAGAAAUCUUUGGCCUCUUUAGCACAACAAGUGCUGUGUUCAAAGGCUAUGCAGUGUGUGUGUAUCACAUGGAGGAUAUCAGAGCAGCCUUUAAUGAUCAGUUUGCCUAUCGAGAGAGACCUGAGCAUCACUGGACACCUUACGAGGAUAGAGUCCCAUACCCUCGACCUGGAUCUUGUGCCAGUAAAGUAAACGGAGGAGGCUUCUCCAGCUCUAAGGAGUUUCCUGAUGAGGUUUUGCGGUUUGUGCGUGCUCAUCCUGUGAUGUAUCGUCCAGUCCUUCCCCAGCAUCGUAGACCUGUCCUGCUGCAAACAGAGCCAGGCAAGAGGAAGUUGACCCAAAUCGCUGUGGACAGAGUCCAAGCCCAGGAUGGACACUACCAUGUUCUCUACAUCGGCACUGAUGACUCAGUGGUGUUGAAAGUUAUCACCAUCUACAACAAAGACACAGACACUAUGGAGGAGGUGCUGCUGGAAGAGCUGCAAGUAUUCAAGGUUCCAGCCCCAAUAAGAGAGAUCAUAAUAUCACCUAAACGGCAACAACUGUAUGUGGGGUCUGAAGUGGGUGUGGCCCAGGUCAGACUGCAUCAAUGUGACCUCUAUGGUUCAGAAUGUGCUGAUUGUUGUCUGGCCAGAGACCCUUAUUGUGCCUGGGAUGGUCUCACCUGCUCCAGAUACUACCCUGCUGGAGUCUACACCAAGAGCAGACGAUUCAGGCGGCAGGAUGUUCGCCAUGGCAACGCCGUCCAGCUGUGCAAUGGGCUGCAAAUUGAUGAUGAACAAUGGCACAGAGCUGAUGAGAAGCUGGUUUAUGGUGUGGAGAGCAACAGCACUUUACUCGAGUGUGUCCCUCGAUCACUUCAAGCCAAGGUCCUCUGGUUCUUACAGAAAGGAGGAGAGAAACAUGAGGUUCAAGGAGAUGAACGGGUUAUCAUGACCUCCCACGGGCUGCUGUUUUUACGAGUGAGAAGCUCUGAUGCUGGUGUGUACGUGUGUCAGACUGUGGAACAUGGAUACGUGCACACAUUAUUACGUAUAUCUCUGCACGUGCUUAGAGGGGAGAGGGUGGAGUCAGCAAUCCACAGGGCUAAUGAUGGUGAGCCAGGGAAAGCUACAGCUCCUUGCCACUCCUCCAUGGGCCCCCAACCAGGCCCCAGCAUCAGCCCCAGGGUUCUUGGGGCAUCUGCAGUCCUAGGUCCCCAUUCCAGGGUGUGGUACAAGGAUUUUCUCCAGUUGAUUGGCUACGGGGACGCUCAGAGAGUAGAAGAGUACUGUGAGAGAGUGUGGUGCUCAGAUAAAAAACGUAAAAAGACCAAAAGGAAGUAUGUUCCUCUCGGUGGUGAGAAGAGGGGGAAAGGGAGAGCAGAGGAGAACUCCCACCGAGCGCCCAGGCACACCUUGGACACCUGAGGAGAACAGAAACUGACUCCACGCACUCAUACACACACACCCUCACACACAUACAUCGUCUAAAGGUCAGGCUCACUCAGUGUUUGCACCAUGUAAAAGGUUUUCACUGCUUUCAACAAGAGUAAAGUAACAGGAAAAACAACAGUAGCAGGUUGUCUAGCUUCUGUAGCUACAUUUAUCACUCAGAAGUGCGACUGUGAUGUUAUUUUAAGAAGCAACAUUUCAACUUUUGGUGUGAUGUAAACCGAUUAUCUGGUGCAGAUCCUGGGUAAAUACUUUGAAUGUCAGUGUCAAUACAGAGCAGAAGCCCAGAGAGGAGAGGAAUGACUAAUUAAGCGGCGUUGCUUCUGAUCUGAAGAGACAGAAAACAAUUUAUCAGCUCCUGUGGACUGACCCAGCCCGAUCCAGCUGUCAAUCCAAACGCACACGGAGACUGCUACACAAAACCUCUGCUCCACCUCUCAUUCAGUGGCUCAAUAUGACAAACUCUUGCUGUAUCUAUUAUGAGAGAAAACAACUAUGUAAAAGGUAACGGCCUUGUCAUCUUCUUUUAUUUGGUACUAUGCUAACUUAUUUUCUUGGUCUCUACUUUGCUUUCUUUAGUUGUUUAGAUGUUGUAAACUGGAAAAUAUAGUGCUGUUGUUUUUGUACAGUGAAAAUGCUUUGAGCUUUAUAAUACUGCUAAUUUGAUUAUAAUGUGUAUGUGGCUACAGUGCCACUAUGCAUACAGUAAGAUGUUGCAGUGCCACUACUAUGAGUAUCUGAGGCAUGUUUUAGUUAUAACUAUGCCUUUAAUUCAAAUAAAUACUAUUUAAGCACUUGUAAAAAUCUGUUACAGUACAUGAAAAGUGACCCGAUCAGUGGAUACUACUAUUACUAUUAUUAUUAUUAAGUGUCUACAUUUAUUUCAUCAUCAUCAACAAUUGUGAUCAAAUGUACCAGCAGUAUUGUGCGUAUUGUAUAUUUUAUUUAUGUAAAAUUCAGGGUGGUCUUUUCGUGCUCAUCCAAUAACUGUAAAUGUGUAUUCAAUAAGUGAGUCCUUUUCUCCUUCCCUUUAGCUCACUCCCCUCACCCCUUCGUUCCCCCCGAUAAUUACCACCACAAAAAGCAAUUCAGAAUGCCACUAUUUGUUCAGAAGAAAAAAAGACAAAUAAAUGUUAGGGUGACCAUCCAGGCGUGCAUGUUAUUAGCAAAACCAAUGAGUCAGCCUCAUGAAUAUUCAGUUAAUGCUGAGAUGACAGACACAUCAAACAAUCUGAUGUUAGAGCGAAAUGCAUUGUAGUGGUUGUGCUAAUGACAAAGUCUGGAGGAUCACUGCUUUUUCCAUGUCUUGCCUUAUUUAUCUCUUCAUUUUGUCACGUUAUACUUUUGACUUUGUCGCCAUUACCAUAUUCAUGAUGUGGUAAAUAACAAAUGCUUGGUCUCUGUCAAAACCGUAUGUCGUCACUUAUCCUCCUCCUUGAAUAUUCUUCAGCUAAGACUUAGAUUGAAAAUACUGUGUCUACUUAAAACCACCUGCCAUUAAAAAAAACAAAUGGA